Anopheles coluzzii is the source of this 7453-nucleotide messenger RNA. RefSeq lists its product as uncharacterized. The coding region runs from base 3321 to 4589 and encodes 422 amino acids. Lineage: Eukaryota; Metazoa; Arthropoda; Insecta; Diptera; Culicidae. The transcript is spliced from 4 exons. The record is from RefSeq and is a predicted model, not a curated record.
GAAGCAAGAAAAUCAAACAAUACAUAGAACGAUUAUUCAAUAUAGAAUACGAUAAUACAGACAACUAUUCUGGAAUACUGGUUCAGUAAGGAUAAUCCGCUCCAGCCGCCAGAGCAUAUCUAUUCCGUAGAAGCUUUAAAAUGUUACAAUCUGAUGCUGGUGAAUGCAGUAGACUUCUUUUUUUUCGAUAAAAAGAAUGCAAUAGUCGGUAAACAACAACUGACUUUACGUGAAUUAAAGUUCCAUAAAUGCCCAAACCCAACGACCACAAUGUCUCUGUGUAGGUGUAUGGGGCGCAAAAGCUCCAACAAACAUCCCCCUGCUUUUGCUUGAAAGCUUUUCCAAUUUUCGCAAUGUAGGUCAUUCGUCUCCCUUCGUCUCUGACGUCACUGUAUUGGCUGUAUGAGGGAAUUAUGUUUAGCAAUGGCAUUGCUGGCGAGAAAAGGGCAGGAGUUUGGGCUAUAUUUAGGAAGGACAUGUUAAGCAACCUCGGUCUUCUGCUGGAGCAUUGCUAGCCACUGGCUGAAGCGACGGUGAGCUCGUCGUCAUUAUGAGUGCUACUCGUCAUAGGUAAAAGUUAAAGCUUUUUUUUGUUUAUCCCGGGAAGCACGGAGAGAAGAAGAUGGCAAAGGGAAAGAUCACCAGGAUAUAGUAAACCACAACAAAUAGCCGCCAGUUAGAUGUACACAACAGGCUAGAACAGUGCGGUAUUGUAACUAGUUGACUGUUGACUAGCUUAAUCGUUACUUAGCGUUCAAGUAGAACUGCGACGACGCCAUGCCGAUGAUCAUGGGACCGUUUUUUCCCAUCGCCCGAAGGCACUCGCUCAUAGCAGAUGGGAAAAAGAACAUAUUCUAACACAGCAAAACGUCAAACUGAGCGAUUCGCUAAAUUAUUCAACAGAUGCCCCUCUCUGCUUGAACACAUUCGUAGGGUCGAAUGAAAGCAAACACACUGGAAUCAAAAUCCGGCACUUUUGGGUUGCAAAAGAUGGAGAAAAUAUUAUAUUUCAUUCUAGACUAUGAUUCAGAUCGAUGGGACAAUUUUCUAAGCCGUUAACAUCAAGUAUGAAUUUGUUACAAAGAGCGCAAUAUUUCACAUUACUGAUUUUUAUAAUUUUAGCCCGAAAAAUAUUACUGCAUUUGAUGAAACUGAACAUCGUAUGAAUCAAAGUUUAUCAACAUUGAGUAAAAAAAAAACACAACCUAUUGGAACCAAAACCCACCCAAACGAUGACGUUCGUUGUGCGGUGGGGUUCAUUCAUUAUUCAUCGUCGAGCAAAUGAGUUUCAUUCACCUUCCAGGCGAGGUAUGUCACAUUAGGGGCCACCACAAACGCCACGGAGGCAAAAGCGAGAACAGGAAAUAAUUUCCGCACCACCUUAAACGAACAACAUAGAAGCCAACAAUCAAAACCGUGUACCUCGUUUUAGGCUACACCUGCCCGUCCAUUGAGAACUGAAAAAAGCAGUAUCGAAAACAACGUUCCGCUAUCAUUGCUAACCAAACGUAGAGUCAACUUGUUCUUUUGCGCAUACCGACAACAUCAAUCACGACCGCUGCUGCUGCUAUAUGUAUGUAACUAGAUUCACAAACUAACCCCAAUAAAUCGAAUUAGCUGUCGUUCCCCUCCGUCUCGUUCAUACGCCUCUAACACUAAUCGCAAUGGUUUUGGCGAUCCAAACACGUCACACAGCCAACAACAAGCAAACUGCCGAUAGCACCCAGAGAGCUAAACAUGCAUGCAGUUUAUAAAUGAACAGUGAAAAGGGCGUGUAGGAGAGCACAGGAGAUGGGUUAACAGUCGCUGAACCACAACCUCCACAUUGCAGAGGACAGAACAGGCAACGGAAAACUCAUUAUAUGACCAACCUACAUAUUUGUUGAUCGAUUUUAUUACAUAUUUCCACCAUGAAAUUACGGAAAAGCUCGUGGAAGCCAAGAUGCACAAAGAAUAUACUUCAAUUGCCAGCCAAGGCAUUUUUCGUUGUUUAAGUGACACUUAAGUAUUCGAUAUUUAAUCUGGAUCAGUUCCAAACGAAUCGGGUAGAAUAGUGCUGGUAACAUUGGAUUCGAUACAAUAUGUGCAAAACGGUUGAAAAUGUCUAAUUUUUAACCAUUUAUGCAUUUAUCAGAUGCAUUUUUUAAACAUUAUUAACCGCUUAGACACGACUAAAGCGCGCAUAAUGAAGCAUAAAGAUCCAAAGCAUCCGAUGAUUCACUGAUUUGAGUUGUGUACGUACAGAAUUUAGGGUCAAACAACCUCGCCACCGCAAACUGCUCCUUUACCACCUACUGUGCAAGGAAGGUGUGUCAUCAUAGCAAUGAACGUAUGCGAACAACACUUGCUCAGUUCGCUCAUAGACAUUUUCUGGGCCCUACACGCACGCACCCUACCCAACUAUAGGCUGCUGCUGUCUGGCUGUUUCUGUUCCGGUGCUUAUUUUUAGUGCUGCACACAUUUUGUUGCUUCAUGGAUGCAUCCAUGACACGAUGAUGGCUCGCACAUAUGGGGCGCGGAUGCCGACAAUUGCAACACUGCCAACAAGAAUGAGCGAAUUUUCUCUUAGUGGAAAAAAUGAGGGAGAGAGAGAGAGAGCCAUAGCUAAUUUUCUAUGUUUCGGGAUUGGGGAAACUCUCCCGCCAUCUGGAUCACUCCGAACCGUACACCAGCAUCAAGCUCCCAUUUUGGGUACGGCAUUACUUGCUCUCUUAUUCCAGCAUAACCGAACGGCAUAUCCGACGAAGCAUAACCAGUGCCAUAAGAGAGUUCAGUUUCCCAGCUUUGCUCAGAACGUUGCUUGCUGGCUAUGUUUUAUACGGGGCGAGCCCUCCACACAAUAUAUACAUGUAUAUAUAUAUGAAUGUUGUAAAUGUAUUGCUUCGCAGGCCAGAUCGGCAUACCAGACUGGCCAGUUAGCAUGGAAGAUUCGUCACGUUCGGGUGUGCUUAUCGGUGCUCACGUUUCGACGUUUUAUUUUCAAGACUGAAAGACGGCCGAUGGCGUACAAGUAAUAAUGAUUUUUUUGCCUGCAAUAGCAAGAAUUCAAGUCUGCCGUAACAAUCAAUUGGUUACUAUUAUCGGGGCUGUGGAACUGGUCGGUUAAUGUUUUGCACCGGAUACACAACUAUUUUCGAUCGUGUUUCAUUGUACGCUGUGCUGUGGUGGUGCCAAUCGUGACCUCCCCUUUACGGACAGAGUUGAUUGAGCAUACUGAGCUGACUAUUGCACCGUUGCAAAUCAUUAGGGGAGCUCAUCGCUAUAGAAAUAUCAUCGAUAAAAAAGAACCCUUUAUAAUCAACUAGAAACCACAAAAAACCAUGUCGGAUACGGAGGAAGAUUCUACAUGCUCGGACAGUUGGCCGAUCACGGAGGACUGGUUGAUAGAAGUGCUUAAGAAGCAUCACGAGGUGCGGUCUGGGAUAAAAAUUACCGACUUUAAAGUGAAACAGGGCUGCCAGGAUGGGGUAAAUAAUUUAAGCGACAUUCUAUCCGUAUCCGUGGUCUAUGAAUUUGAAAAAGAUAUCGAACCAGGCGUUAGUCAAUCCUUGGACAUUGUGAUAAAGCUGCUUCCGCAGGAUCCAUUCAGUCGGUACUUCGUGACGGAGGCACAGUUCGACCUUAGGGAAAUCAAAUUUUAUACCAGUAUUCUUCCAGAUCUUCUGGCAUUUCAAGAGCAGUAUAUCCCAAAGGGUGUCGGCAGUAUGGUGAUAUCAGUGCCAACCUGUUUCUACACUCAGUAUGCACCCAUCGGCAGUAACACUACGACUUCGCCUAGCAGUCCAGACUCUACGGAGAGCAUACUAGUACUGGAGGACAUGCGGUCCCUCGGUUACAAGGGAGCUAAUUUUACGACCGGACUUACUCUUGGUCAAACGGAAGGAGCCAUACGUGCCAUCGUUACAAUACACGCGCUCUCCCUUGGGCUUAAGAUAAAAAAGAAGGUAGAUCUGAACGAGAAGUAUCCGUUUCUCUUUCAAACGACACGGGCAACGGAGAGCUACCAACAAUUAGUCGAACAAGGAAUGCCUCAACUAACCAAGUUUCUUGAGCACAAACCUGGGUUUGAAAAUGAACUAAAAGCGCUGAGCAAAAUUCGUCCAAAAACGAAAUUUCUGAUUGAAACGCUUCUGCAGCCAAUCGAGCCGAUGGGACUAAUUACACAUACGGACUUUUGGUGCAACAAUUUGCUGUUCCGCAGUGAACCGGACGAAGAACGUACCGACAGUUGCACUAUUCUAGACUGGCAAAUGGUUACAUAUAGCCGUCCAACGAACGAUCUUGCCUUGCUGCUGAUUUCGUCCAUUCCGUCCAACACUCGACGUCAGCACACGUCCCGACUCCUUGACCUCUACUAUGGGGCUCUCAAGUCCUACUGCCUUAAAAUGGACGUCGAUAUUGAGGCGGAUCUCGGAUACAGUCGCAACAAGAUGGAGUGCGAGUAUCGGCAAUCAUUACUACUAGCGUUACUAUUAUGCAUUGGAUCGGUAGAUAUUGCAAUUGGUAACGCGGCAGCGGAGCAGCGGCUGCUGGAUGUUUUGCGAGACUUUUACGAAGAAGGCAUUCUGAGUCUCGAAGGCUAUGUUUAAAACUCACAUCACACAGCAUGUCAUGUUGAUUGAUCUUUUAUUAUUCACCGUUUAUCCAUUCAUCCAAAGAAGUUUAUGGCCGCAAAUGCGAACAUACAUGUUUUAGGUCAAUUGCGCACUCUUCUUCAAAUGAAAGACACGUUGCUACACUCGAAGAAUGAUCAAUUUAUUCCUGAAAAUGAAGUUACUAGCGGUCGAUUAGCAAAUAUGUUAUGUGGCCAUUCGAGAGUGGCCUAUGUGUAUAAUUUUAAACAUUCUGCUGGAAUACAGAGACAACACACAAGUCGAGUAGAAAUCAACUCGACACAUGCACUCAAGCGUACUGCUAUUUAAAUUUUACUGCAGGGUUGGUAGAUUAGUAUGUGUAAGUACAUAUUCAUGAUACCGAGAAAAAAAGCUUUUAAUAAAAAAAACAUCUGCUAAAGCAAUUACAAUGUUUAAAUAAAGUGUUGACAACAAAACAAUACUGUUUAAUAAUUAUAGUUAUAAUAUCACAGCACCGCGUAUAUCAUCCUACAAAAUAUAAUUUCGAUUCAUUUUUUUUCAAUUUCAAAACAAUUCAAUUCAAUUUCAAAGACGGUAAAAGGCAGCUUUCGGUCAAUAAAAUGUGUAUGAAAAGAAAAGAAAGAAGAAUGCGUGGCACUACUCCGUAUGGUAUCUGAUACUAUUUUCACCAUAGUUAAUGAAUGAUACUCAGCGCUAAACAAACGAAGUAUUUUAAAGGCCUUAUGUUCUUUAGUUUAUCCUUUCUAUUCUAUUUAGAAUCAAUACACGUCAGCAACAACAUGACUAGCCCACCACUGCCCAGAGAGUAUACUGCAACAGCACAGUAGCUGAUUCGUGAAACCUCUAUAGCAGAUGUGUCAAACUCAUUUGUUCGGUGGGCCACUUGUUAAUCCAAAAAUCCAUUCGAAGGCCGGAUUAUAUACGACUAAUAUUGAUGUUCUAUUUUCAAAUAUAGACUGGAUUAAUCAUAGCUUCAUAGCGUCACGGGUCGCAUACAGAACCCUCAACAUAUCUGCUCUAUAGGAUCUCAUUCUACUUUCAAACACACAAGGGGUUGGAUGGACGCCAGACGAAGAGUUGGACUGAACUCAAUAUGUGAAAACAAAACAGUGUUUUACAUAUUCACUGGUUCUAAUGUUUCCACAGGUGUUUUUUGAGGGUCUGAAUAUGAGUAUAGCUUCAAUUUAUUGAAGUAAGCGUCCUCGACAGCCAUAUUGUUGGCUAGGUAAAUCUUACCUCGCCUUAUUUGACAUACAAUAUUUCGUAGGUCGGAAUUUGUUAGUUUCGUAGGUGCUGCUGCUAUCAAUUUGGUCUUUUGCUUGGUACCCAAGGUUUUGUUGAUCAAAAUCAUUUUUUUAACAUACAUUCUUUUGGAAAAUACGAUCAAAGCCGUAAUAAUGUAAAUUUAAAUAAAUAAACAUACAUCUUUUACUGGUAAUGUCAUAAACAUGUUGCACAGGUUGGUCAAGAACUCAAAGACUUGUUCAGGCCAUUCACAAGAAGAAAUGAAACGUUGUACACCAAAGAUAGCGUUACCGCGCGGCUACAUGAGGUGAAAUAUAGAGCGAAAUGAACUAUUUGACAGGUGAAAUAUCUGACAGGUUCAGCUAAAGGGUUGGGAGAGACACAACAUCCGCUUUCGAAAUUCACUUAAAAAGAAUAUCUUCUUAAGCAGAACAUUCCCUAAUUGGAAGAAAUUAUGAACUGUUGACUGAAAUUUGACGAAGUACUCGAUAUUGAAGUUAUUUAAUAGAUUUAAUUACGAUUUUGUGCACGUUAUUUGUUUGCUUUGCACAUCAGCUGGUUGCUGUGAUGCUAUAUCAGUCAGAUAUUUCGUCUGUCAAAUAGUUCAUUUCGCUGUAUAUUUCACCAAAUGUGACCUCGCGUAAUACCUCGGAGAAUAUUGCAGCGAACCAAGACUGCGAGCCAUUAUAACACCAUAUGCGUUUUUGUAUAAUUAGAAAUUACUAAUUGUUCAUUAUGAAAUGUUAAUGGAUCUAAGACAUAGAUGAAAUAACAUAAUAUUACAGGGGUUUCCAGUUUCAAAUGUAAACAUUGUUAUUUAUCGCAUCCUAGAUGUUUUUCGACAGCUGUCAAAUGGUGUAUUUGCUUCAAAAUGAAAUUUCAGUUUUUACACAUGCUUUUCAACAUAUAACAAAGAAUCGUCAAACUCAAUCCAGCUUGAGUCGUGUUGAAAAUCAUGCUGUAGAAAUUAAAAAUUACAGGGUUUUCCAAGUCAAUUUCGAAUGUAAACAAAGCUAUUCACCGCAUCCAAGAUGUUUUUCAACAGCUGUCAAAUGGUGAUUUUUGUUUCAAAGUGAAAUUUCAGUUUCAACACAUGAUUUUCAACACAUAACAAAGAAUCGUCUAACUCAAUCCAGCUUGAGUCACGUUGAAAAUCAUGGUGUAUAAAUUAAAAAUUAUUACGAUAGAAAUUAAAUGUCAGAUCAAUGUGGAACAACAUUUUGUAUGGGGCGAAUAACAAUGUUUACAUUCGAAACUGUCUUGGAAAACCCUAUAAUGAGAAUUCAUAGGCUACAUAUAAUUAAACCUUUAAAAUAUUACUUUCGAAGAAAACAACAUAUAUCGAUAGUUAAAUAAACGAAAUAUCACUUAAAAGAAUGCAACUGAAAUGUACAUUUUUAUGCGAUUGAAGGAAUCGUGAACAUGAAAAAUGUGAGUAUUUUACUAUGUUUGCUACAGAACAAACUGAAAUAUGAUGUUUUAUACAUCAAACUAUUCAUAAAAGCCUUUACCUAAUUAACCAAAUACACGAAGAAUGAUAAGUAGGUGAUCAAUAUGUUAAUUUUCACGCUACUUCUGUUUGCCCUUUUGUAUUGUACUUUUACAAAUAAAGA